GAGGGAAAACAGAGUUAUAUUAAUGAGCCAAUGAGGUUGCGCCCCCGGGAGAGGGAGAGUGGAGCAGCGAGUGGAGUGAGGACAGAGGGAGCUUUCAGCCUGUGGGUCGGGGGAGUCUGCCCUCCUGCAAUAGGAACUGUACCCCCUCCAUGGAGUCCCACCGGCACCUCCUCAUCCUCCUCUCUCUGCUCCUGGAACCAGGGUCGAUUUCAUGCUUUAAUAUUGACACCAGGAGGCCGCGUAUUUUCCGGGGGCCAGAAGAAGCUCAGUUUGGCUACAAGGUUCUCCAACAUGAGGCUGAAGGCCAGAAAUGGAUGUUGGUGGGGGCCCCGUGGGACGGCUCGGAGGACAACCGGCAGGGAGAUGUGUACAGAUGCAUUGUGGGUGAUCAGAGCAACUCCUCCUGCACUAAAGUCAACCUGGGGGAGCUCGCCCUGCGGAACGCCUUGGCCCAGAUGAAGAACAUGCACUUGGGAAUGGCGCUGACACCUGACUCACAAGGUGGUUUUGUGGCUUGCGCCCCCUUGUGGUCCCAGGAGUGCGGCACUUCCAUGUACAGCACUGGGAUUUGCGCCAGUGUCGAUAAGGCUUUCCGCCCCUCGGGGACCGUUGCACCCACCGCCCAGAAAUGCUCCACCUAUCUGGACAUUGUGAUUGUGCUGGACGGGUCCAACAGUAUCUACCCCUGGUACGAGGUGCAGAAUUUCCUCAGCAACAUCCUCAGCAAGUUCUUCAUUGGCCCAAAUCAGAUACAGGUGGGGGUGCUCCAGUACGGAGAAGUGGCAGUACACGAGUGGUCCCUCAAAGAUUACAGCACCUCUCAGGAAGUGAUGAAGGCCGCCAAGAACAUCAGUCGGCAGGAAGGGCGGGAGACAAGGACGGCAUUUGCCAUCCAUGAGGCCUGCAGUGAGGCGUUUAGCCAGGAGAGGGGCGGGAGAGAGGGGGCAAGUCGACUCCUCAUUGUUGUAACUGACGGUGAGUCCCACGAUGGGGAUGAACUCCCGGAGGCACUGGCUGAAUGUGAGAAGAGGGCCAUCACGCGUUACGCCAUAGCGGUGUUGGGUCACUACACGAGGCGCCAGCAGGACCCCGAUUCUUUUAUCAAUGAGAUUAAGUACAUCGCCAGCGACCCGGACGAGAAGUAUUUCUUUAAUGUCACCGACGAGGCGGCUCUGAAUGAUAUCGUGGAUGCCCUUGGGGAUCGGAUCUUCAUCUUGGAAGGGACCCACGGCUUCAACGAGAGUUCCUUCGAGCUGGAAAUGUCGCAGGCCGGGUUUUCCAUUCAUCCACUAGAGGACGGCCUCCUGUUUGGGAUGGUGGGAGCCUAUGACUGGGAUGGGGCGGUGCUUAAGGAGUCCAGCCAUGGAAGAGUCCUGCCCCCGAGGUCUGCAUUUCAGAAGGAGUUCCCCGUGAAGAUGAAGAACCACGCCGCCUACCUGGGUUACACGGUGUCUUCCAUCACUCUGCGCAGUGGGAGGAGCCUAUAUGUCGCCGGGGCCCCAAGGUUUAAACACAAGGGCAAAGUUAUCCUGUUUGAGAUGCCCUGGAACGGAGGUUUAUCCAUUUCCCAAGCACUGGUGGGGGAGCAGAUUGGCUCCUACUUUGGCAGUGAGGUUUGUCCUGUGGAUGUGAAUGGAGACGGGGCCACGGACGUCCUGCUCGUGGCUGCACCCAUGUUCCUGGGACCCCAGAACAAAGAAUCAGGGCGUGUAUAUAUGUACAGGGUGGGGCAGAUGUACCUGAGCCACAAUGGGACCCUCCAGCCGGACCGCCGGGCGCAAGAUUCCCGCUUCGGGUAUGCGAUGGCCUCUGCCCUCGAUCUAAACCAUGAUGGGUUCAAUGACGUGGUGGUGGGAGCGCCUUUGGAAGACAACCACAUGGGGGCAGUAUAUAUUUAUCAUGGGUAUCGGAGCACUAUCCUGCCCACCUACAAACAGAGAAUAGACUCCGCCUCCCUCCAGCCGGGGCUGCGCUACUUUGGCCGCAGUGUGAGCGCAAAGAUGGACCUUGAUGGGGACGGACUGGUGGAUGUGACCGUUGGGAGCCAGGGGGCCGCCGUCAUGUUGAGGUCCAGGAGUAUUGUCCGAGUUAAUGCCUCCCUGAACGUUGUGCCCCCCUCCAUUAAUAUGAUCCACAAGAACUGCCGGCGCCACGACAAGGAGUCCGUCUGUCUCAACGUCACCCUCUGCUUCUCCGUCACCUCCAGGUCCCCCGGCAACUGGGACAGCCGCUUUGGGCUACACUAUAACAUCUCCUUGGAUGACAGGAAGAUCACCCCACGGGCUGUGUUUGAUGAAAAUUCCCAGAAGGCUUUGGCAAAGCGCAUCCGAGUGAGCGUGGGGAAGGUUACCUGCAUGAACCUCGGCUUCCAUGUUACUGAAACAGUUGACUAUCUGAGGCCGGUUGGGGUCCUCUUGCGGUUUAACCUGAGUGAUUCCGAGUCCAGCCCUGUGCUAGACGAUAGGUGCCCCUCAUCUCUCAAAAGGCUGGUUCCAUUCUUUAAAGACUGUGGCGAGGAUGACGAGUGCAUAACAGAUCUAGUUCUCCAGGCGCGUAUGGACAUCAAUGGCUCUAGGGAGGAGCCCUACAUUAUCCGGAGGGAGAGGAAGAAAGUGGCGGUGGAGGUGACCAUAGAGAACAAGAGGGAGAAUGCUUACAACGCCAGCCUCCGAGUCUGGUUCUCCAGGAAUCUACUGUUCUCCAGCGUUUCCAGAAAGGGAGAAGCCCAGAAAGUGGAGUGCGCGGCCCUGUCGGGGAACACCAGGUCCUGCAGUGUGAGCUACCCUGUCCUGAGGUCUGGGAGCAAGGUGGUGUUUGUUCUGGAGUUCGAAUUCAAUUGUUCCCACUUACUGAACAGAGUGCAGAUCAAACUCACCACCAACAGUGAUAACACCGAGCUGAACGAGACCCUUCAUGACAACACGGCAUCUCUCCUGGUCCCGGUCCGAUACUCACCCGAAAUAUAUCUACUGAGCGAGUCCAGUCUGAACCGCUACGAGCUGCCCUCCCUCCGGGCCUCAUACCCGCUGGGCCCAGAAUUCAGAACAACCUUUAAGAUCCAUCACACUGACUGUUACCCCAUAUACAACGUUUCCAUGCACAUUCACUCCCCGGCAAUGGCCUAUGGCAGCUCCUCCUUCCUGGCAGUGAGCAGGAUCAUGGCUGACAGUGCCACUUGUGUUCUGUCCAACCCGACCCGACCCACAGGCGCCGCUCCCUUCCACCCUGACAACCUGCUGCACACAGACAUCCUGAACUGCAGCAACACUUGGUGUGAGACCAUCACCUGCCUGUUCCACAGCCUCCAUAGCAACGCCGAGCUCUCCGUCACCCUCCUGCGGGUCAUUCACAACCAGUUCUUCUCUAAGACAAAGUUCAAGUCGGUGAGAGUGGUCAGUACCUUCGCUCUGGAUAUAAGAGAGGACGGCACAUUGCUUACCGGGGACACGGGACAUCGGCGAGAGAGCAUCCUGGAGAUCUUGCAGCCCAGACUCCUCCCUCUCUCGCUGUGGAUUCUGAUUGGCAGCAUCAUUGGGGGGCUCCUCUUGUUGGCGCUGAUCAUUUUCAUCCUCUGGAAGCUGGGAUUCUUUACCCGGAAGACACAAGGAGAGGAGGAGGAGCCAGAGGGGCAGGAGCAGUGACCCCCCCCAGGAUCCCUAGCGAAGGCGCAGGGAGUUGCUACAGACCGGCACACUGUAACCUAUAACCUGAGAUGGCCGACGAACAUUUCACCCGAAGGAUUCUGGGAAACUUUGGUGGCUCAGUAGGACCUUGUUGCUAUAAGGAACAUGGGGGCCCCGUGUCCGGGGCCACACAGUCAGGCCGUUAUAGGUUCAGGCUCCUGCGGGAUCCCACGUUGACCAAUGGGAAGGAAUAAAACUGUGAAAGACUAGAGUGGGUGGAGCCUACAGGCCAGAACCAACACCGGCACGGCACAAACUGAUUGCAAGCUCCUGGGACACAUCUGAAUGGAGACUUCAUAGCAACGUACGGGGCCCCAGCUGUAGGCUCAUACCAUUCACACCCCCAUGUGGGGGGGACCCUGUGCAUUGUACCACCCAGCCCAUUAUACAGACAACUCUCCGGGGCUUUACUUCCCCUUUAAAGAGACCGUAGAGGGAAUAAUGUACCCCCCCAUUUACUAUCUAUGGGGUAAUUAGGCAUCACAAAGGGGCCCCAGAGCUCCCUAGGGGCCAGGGGAAUGUGCCUCCGGGGGUACAUUAUUUCUUACAAUAAACCCAACCAGUCAUGUGACACCAGUGACAUCACUGACCACGGUUUAUAAUGGCAAAUUCUAAGCAACUUUGCAAUUGGUCUUCAUUAUUUAUUCUC
Messenger RNA from Xenopus tropicalis (tropical clawed frog), 4332 nucleotides. RefSeq names its product integrin subunit alpha 10 (gene itga10). Gene Ontology annotation, cellular component: membrane; integrin complex. Gene Ontology annotation, biological process: cell adhesion. The coding region runs from base 150 to 3641 and encodes 1163 amino acids. Lineage: Eukaryota; Metazoa; Chordata; Amphibia; Anura; Pipidae. The record is from RefSeq and is a predicted model, not a curated record. The transcript has 30 exons.